Ruditapes philippinarum (Manila clam) is the source of this 2181-nucleotide messenger RNA. RefSeq lists its product as uncharacterized. Lineage: Eukaryota; Metazoa; Mollusca; Bivalvia; Venerida; Veneridae. The coding region runs from base 388 to 2181 and encodes 597 amino acids. Gene Ontology annotation, molecular function: zinc ion binding. The transcript has a single exon. The record is from RefSeq and is a predicted model, not a curated record.
ACAACAAAAAGAAACACCUAAGUUGUAUCAAUAACACUUUUCAUGCAUUACGAUGACUGACUAUUUGAUUACCAUUAAAAUGUAGUUCUUUUUUUUUAAUCUUCGCAUUUAUUGUUAUUUUUAAUGUUUGAAAUUACGAAUGAAUAAAUUGCAAAUCCAUGUAUGUGUUAUCAGGUUUAUAUUAAUUGAUUGGUGAGAUUGACAUACUACUUGACAACUCAGGGCAAUGAAUAAAGAAACUAUUAAUCUAAAAAUAGAAGUAAGAUCGUUGUAUUUUGUAUAAUUUGUUUAUUUGUUGUUAAAAGUUGGUGCUUACAUCCAGUAUGGUGCUAACAUCCAUAUUAUUUUGAACUGUCAUUAAUAAAUAAAUUUCAGAACGAACCAACAAUGGAAGUUCCUGGUAAACAAAAACCAAAAAAGACAUUUUCUGCUUCACGGGGCUCUGCUGAGGACUUCCUUUUGUUCUGUAUCCCGUGUGAUAGAGAUGGUGUCCGGGUACCAGCAAAAGGUUAUUGUUUAACCUGCAAAGAACAUCUAUGUGACACUUGUUACAAGCACCACAAGAAACAAACUCCAUCACGUCAUCAUAUUCUACUAGAUCAAGACUCUAUGCCAACUACACCAAGCGUUCCAAUCGUAAAAGACGAAUUUGAUAGUUGUGAUGAUCAUGAAGACGAAAAACUGAAAUUCUACUGCAAAGAUCAUGACAUCGUUGUUUGCAGUGUUUGUGUAACGCUGAAUCACAGGUUAUGUAAUGUGGAAUACAUACCGAAACUCUCGAAGCAUUUUCUAGACAGUGAAGAACUUAAUGAAAUAAUGGCAGAAAUGAAAGCACUGGAGGAUAGUUAUAAAUCACAAAUAAAGAGAGUAAAAGAUGAGUUGAAAGCUAUUUCUCAAAACCACGAUGGCGUAAUAAAGGCGAUUCAUCAAUUCAGAAAAGAAAUAAAUACACGUCUAGAUGAAAUGGAAAAAUAUGUUGUCAAAGAAGCUGACAACAUACUUCUUAAACAACAAACAAAUCUAAAUGAUUUAUCAUCAGAUGUACAAGAAAUCACAGAUAAACUGACUGAAAAACGAAAACGAAUUGAUAACCUGAUACAGAAAAAUUGCCUUAAUAAGUUGUUUGUUGAAAUGAAAGAAACAAAGAAACGAGUUGAAGAAAUGAGGCUGAAGCAAAAACAAUAUAGUCGUGAAGAUGUUUUCAAGACUGUAUCAUAUGUCAAAAACAGUGAUAUUGUCGAUAUGUUAGAUAGACACAAGCAACUGGGAGAACUUACGAUGAAAACAUCCAUGGGUGAAAAUGUUCCAAUGAUGAAACCUACAUCAACACCGUCUGAGGAUAAGAUGCUAAAUAUUGAGGUUGUUGAAGAUAUAGAUUUGAAUUCGUUAUCGGGUAACACAGAAUGUGACAUAACCGGUAUAGAAGUUAUUAAGCCCGAUAAGAUAGUUAUUUGUGAUAACAGCAGCAAUAAAAAUAUAAAAUGCUAUGAUACAGUUCAGAAAAAAAUUGUUUCAGAGAUAGAAUUAACUGAGUCACCAUUUGAUGUUGCAGCUAUAACGGAUGAUAAGUUUGUCGUUACUGUACCUGAUGGCACAAGUAUUCAUUUCAUGUUGCUGAGAAAUCAACACAUAGUUUCUGAACGUAAGGUAAAUAUCAACGAGGACUGUUAUGGUAUUGCUUACAGCCAAGAUAAAUUGUUGUGUUGUGUUAAUCCAGGGAAAGUUUUAAUUCUGGACCUGCAAGGUAAAAUAUUGCAACGGUUAAACGCAGAUAAAAGUCUGUUCAGCUAUCCCCAGUAUGUCACCGUGAAUACAGCUGGAACGUCUAUAUAUGUUAGUAACUGUGGUUCUACUGUGAAUGCUGUAAAACAACUAGACUGGCAGGGAAACAUUAUAAAUACAUAUCAACCAGCACAGGGAGGAAACUAUCUACGAGGUAUUUGUGAAUUAAAUGAUGGCACAUUUCUUGUCUGUUUGGCUCAAAAUAGUGACGACAAUUUGCGGAGAGUAUCAGACAGCUGUAAGCCAUGUAAAAUAACGAUAAAUGGUGAACUUGGCAGUUGGUUUCCUAGAGCUGUGGCAUAUUGUAGGAAGUCUAGAAGACUUUAUGUGUCUUAUUCUGAAACAGGGCCUUAUGAUCCAAAACAUCGGAUAAAAAUCUUUAAGGUUGACUGGUGUUAA